GUGAGCGCGAGCGCGUAAUUGUAUGGAGGGCGGGGGGAGCGCGAGACAGACAUCCCGCGGGUGGAAGCGCCUUUUCCUCACAGAAAUCGAACAAGUGAGAAACUGUUGCUUCUUGAUGAUAUCUUAACAAAGAAAUUGCCAUAUUUGACUUUUAAAUAGUAAUUUGGUUACUAAAUAAUAUUUUACAAGUGGCAGUAGUAGUUUAAUGAUUCCCAAAGAUAUUAAACGACAGAAGUAGGCGUGUUUAAAGUGAACUGACUUGAAGACGCAGAAAAGGCUGCAAAGAAGCAGCAAAAGGAGAAGACAAUAGAUAUUGCAAGCUGACAACAGUCAGAGCAGAGUGACCGUUAAAGAAAAACCCGAAGGCGCGAGAUUCUCUGACAUAUUCUGAGCUGUUAGCUCACGCGAGAGGAGCUGCUCUGUCGUGCGGAGUUACUCAUCAAUUUUCAUAUUCUCUGGGAACUUUUAAGUGAGAAACAUGUCAAGAUGCCAGAGGUGGUUGAUCUUGGGACCUGAAUGUUACUCAGCUGAAGUUUGAUGAAGACCAGCAGGAAUUGAAAAUCAACACGAGUGCUGUGAGCCUGAUUUAAAAUUGUACCUCACAAUCCAUUUACCAUCAGGCUUACAAGACGUUUUCAAGCGAAGCACUUAAACCUAAGCAUUUGAAGGUUUAAGAUUGUCACAAAAAGACAAAAUAAUAUAUAACGUGGAUUGUUUUUGAUAAAUUUGAAUCACAGCUUUCUUCUAUGAGAGGAGGGGCAGAGUUUGUUUAUAUGCUGCAGUGGAUAUGGACUUUACUGGGAAUUCCUCAGAACGCUUCUUGAACUUCUCAUGGAAAAAUGAGCCACACCGCUGUCACUUCACCAAUCUAUAAGGAGACGUAACAGCCACACAGCAAUCCCUGAGAAAUACACAUCCACAUCACCUGAUAGAAUCUCAUCCACGGACAAAAAUUCGGAGACACCAAAUCCCUCAUGUUGCUUAUAUCAGACAAGCAAUAUACAUUUAUAUGACAAUAUAAACCCACUGGAUCAUCCAGAAUUGCUGUUCAUCGCGAUAACUGGAUCCAAUGUGUUUCACUCAGAAGAGCGGGUACUGGUUAGAGGGCUGGCUGUUAUGAUUUUAUUGUAUUAAAUGCAAGCAGAAAGGUAAAAUAACAGAAAUUGAAACUUUAAAAGGGAAUGAACACAAACAUCCUUUAAGACAUUGUUCCAUAUAGGACAUUUGAUUUUUUUGUUGCUGAAGGUGGAUUUUUCAUAGCGAAAAACUAUUUAUUUUCGUUUAUUUCUGAGACACAAGCCACGUUUCAUCGUAUCUGACUCCCUCGUUAAUUUUUCUAUCUUACCUUAGUCCUUUUUCCUUCCCAGAGUUCAUUCUGGCCGGGCCUGUUUCUUCUAAAGGGGAGGAGGACUUCCUCUCUAUUGCUGCCUCACGCCUCAGCCGCAGGAAGCGCGUUAUUGGCGCGGCAGUGGGCGUGGCCAUGGUACUGGUGCUACUGGUCGCUAUUCCGCUAUUGGUCCACAGCACCAAACUGGGUGGGUCUGGAGGUGGAGGUACACAUUAUGAGAUGCUUGGAAGCUGUAAGAUGGUUUGUGACUCUCUAACGCCCACCAAUGAACUAACACCUGUUUCGCCUCCUCCUCACGACAUCCCUGGACGCAGAGGGGGAGGCAAGUCAGGUUUUCGCGGAAACCAAGGCCCACCAGGCCCACGUGGGCCACCUGGAGAACCAGGAAAACCAGGUCCGCCUGGACCUCCAGGUCCAGGCCCAGGGGGAUACAUCCCAUCGUUCUACAGCCCCAAAAUAGCCUUCUAUGCUGGUCUGCGCAAGCAGCAUGAGGGGAGCGAAGUACUCAAGUUUGAUGAUGUGGUGACAAAUGUAGGGAAUUACUAUGAGCCUACCACAGGCAAGUUCACCUGCCCUCUUCCUGGAAUCUACUUCUUCACCUAUCACGUGCUCAUGAGGGGCGGAGAUGGAACUAGCAUGUGGGCCGACCUCAAGAAGAAUGGACAGGUGAGGGCCAGUGCGAUCGCUCAGGACGCAGAUCAGAAUUAUGACUACGCCUCUAACAGUGUGAUCCUGCAUUUAGAUGUGGGAGAUGAGGUCUGUGUGCAGCUGGAUGGUGGAAAAGUGCAUGGAGGAAACACCAACAAAUACAGCACAUUCAGCGGCUUUCUCAUCUACCCUGACUAACAAAUACAUAAACACAAAUACAGUAUCACAUAUUUAACACCAUCACACCAGACUGAUUGAUAAACAACAACAUUUGAUUCAAGUGAUACAACACUUGAAAUAACAUCAAGAGGAAACAUUGUAAAGUUAACUUAACAUAAAAUUGAAAGUAUACUUUCCGAUUAUAGCUAUAAUAAAGUCAUCAGCAUUGACAACCUAUUUUACUCUUAUAAUAUGAUUUAAUUCCAAGGAAAAUAGUAUUUUAAGUGAGAAAGAGAAAGACAGGUGCACAAUCUAAACGUGAAAAAAGCUUAAUAUAUUGAAUUUAAAGCAGAAAAAACUUCCAAUGAAUUAUGACAACAUGCAAAAAAAUGGUUCUGAUAAGAAACAAUGACUUUUUUUUCACUUCGCAAGCAGAGCAAGUUAUUACAUUUUAAUUAAAGAUUACAUAGACAAACGUGUUUUUUCUUUGGAAUAAUGUGCACAGAUGAAUCGAUCACAAAAACACCAUUAAUGUGUAUUAAGAAAGUAAACAGGGGUCAGUUUUCAAACAUUGCUAACAGUCCUCUUGAUGUGGUCAUGUUGUAUUUACUACUUUUUAAGGCAUUAACUUGAAAUAUAGACUGGAGCCCAUCAGUGGUGAACAGUAUGUUUAUUAUUAAGUUUAUAUUUUUUUAUGUUAGAUUGCCUAAAGGCUACAAUAUGCCUUUUAAAAUCUUGUGUGCAAUGCUCAUCCAGAUCCAUAUAUCAUUAGGCUAAAAAAAGAAAACUACAUUUAAGGAUUACCUAAUUAUUUUGUUGCAUUUUACUAAAUCUUCAUCCUCUGCAUCAUGUGUAUGUGUGUGCGUAACUUGGAAAAGGAUGUAUGCAUUCCAUGGCAUGGAAACUAUGUUUUUAACCUCUAUGUCUACUAAGUAUGUACACAGUGUUUAUACUGGAGAAAUUUUGAGACUAUUGUGAAAUUAUAGAUGAUAAUUAUAAAUUAUUCACUCUCUGUAUAAUGGCACAAAACAUCAGUUAGUGGACUAAACAUUUAAAAGUGACCUGAUCCAUCUGUAAUCGGAAAACAUCCAGUUUCUCUGUGUGUGUAUGUGUGUGUGUGCAUGUAUCAGCAAUUUAAGUUUUUAAGUGUGUGUCCAUAUCAAUAAAAAGUGUUUGAAAUUUGCUUCUAAAUAUUUGACUUGUAGAUUGAUUGCUGUUGUAAAGCCUUGCUGUUGUGUAAUUAAUCAUUAUUAGAGAGUUUUAUUCUGGCAUGUUAAAGACUACAUGCUGUAAAUAA
Messenger RNA from Ctenopharyngodon idella (grass carp), 3452 nucleotides. RefSeq names its product complement component 1, q subcomponent-like 4b (gene c1ql4b). The transcript is spliced from 3 exons. Lineage: Eukaryota; Metazoa; Chordata; Actinopteri; Cypriniformes; Xenocyprididae. Bases 1481 to 2194 code for a protein of 237 amino acids. The record is from RefSeq and is a predicted model, not a curated record. Gene Ontology annotation, molecular function: protein binding.